Eruca vesicaria subsp. sativa (arugula) is the source of this 843-nucleotide messenger RNA. Lineage: Eukaryota; Viridiplantae; Streptophyta; Magnoliopsida; Brassicales; Brassicaceae. The record is from the annotation of a GenBank genome assembly.
AUGAUUAAUCCUCCUGAUGCAGAUCGUAACGGAUCCAUCGUGAUCCGUGAGGUCUGGGCUCACAAUCUCGAAUCUGAAUUCAACCUAAUCAGCUCAAUCAUCGAAGACUUCCCCUUCAUCUCCAUGGACACAGAGUUCCCCGGCGUGAUCCACAAAGCCGAGCCAGCUCUCCUCCGCCGCGGAAACCCGAAUUACCUCUACAACCUCCUCAAAUCCAACGUCGACUCCCUCAGCCUCAUCCAAGUCGGUCUCACUCUCUCCGACGCCGACGGAAACCUCCCCGAUCUCGGCGACGACGAUAACCGCCGAUUCAUCUGGGAGUUCAACUUCCGCGACUUCGACGUCGAUCGCGACCCCCACGCGGCGGACUCCAUCGAGCUCCUCCGUCGCCACGGGAUCGAUUUCGAGCGUAACCGCACCGAAGGAGUUUCCUCAGAGCGCUUCGCGGAGCUGAUGAUGUCUUCUGGUUUGAUCUGCAACGAGUCGGUGGUGAGCUGGGUGACGUUUCACAGCGCGUACGAUUUCGGUUACUUGGUGAAGAUCCUCACGCGCCGGGAGCUUCCGAGUUCGUUGGGGGAGUUUCUGUGGCUGUUAAGGGCGUUUUUCGGGGAGAAGGUUUACGAUGUGAAGCAUAUGAUGAGGUUCUGCGAGAGGAGAUUGUACGGCGGUUUGGACCGGUUGGCUAAGUCGCUUGAGGUGAACCGGGCGGUUGGGAGAUGUCAUCAGGCCGGUUCGGAUAGUUUGCUGACGUGGCAGGCGUUUCAGAGGAUGAGGGAUUUGUAUUUCGUUGAGGAUGGGCCGGAGAAACACGCCGGGGUUUUGUACGGCUUGGAGGUUUUUUGA